Molecule: messenger RNA, 1728 nt
Organism: Papilio polytes (common Mormon)
Lineage: Eukaryota; Metazoa; Arthropoda; Insecta; Lepidoptera; Papilionidae
Exons: 1
Coding region: 811-1374 (187 amino acids)
Source: RefSeq, a predicted model, not a curated record
GUUUGCCCCCUUUUACUAUAAAAAAAAAGUCAAUGUUCGAAUUUUGAAAAUCACGUUACUAUCAACGGUUUAAUAAAUACAACGUUUAUUAUCAUCGAAACAUCAAACUGUAAGAGAUAUAUUGAAACAAUCAUUAAAAAGCAAUUGGAAUCUAUUCCAAGUACAUUUAUUUAUAUUCUUCUAUGUAGUUUUUGUUGAUAGCUAUAUUUGAUCCAAUAGCUCGAACGGAUUAUCUUAUAAGCCGCUUGCUUGGUUUGUAUGGCCACCAACAUUGUUAUAGCGUUUUAUGAUGACGUUGUUUUCGAGUGUAGCUUGUUUGUUGUUUGCGCAAAACACUUUUGUGUACAAAAUACUCUACGCUCCUACGUAAUAUUUUUGACAGAAAGAAAAUAAAUAUGUAACUUCCUGAUCAGACAAGAUCAGAUUAAAAGCAGCUUAAAUAACUCACACCCAUAACUCAUAAGGGUAGUCAGGGAUUUUUAUUUGGCUAAACCCGAAACUUCAACUUUUACUUAUUACUAUUUCUUUAUCCAUUCGUUGAUUUGCAUUUUUUUUUGAUGAUUCAAUUUUAUUUUAACGAUUUGUUAAAACCGUUAGUUGCUGCUAAUUGGCUGUAAGUUUUAAACCAUUGUAUAUCAUUUAAAUUAAAAAAAACUGCUGCCAACUGUCAACUGUCACUGUCAAAUUUACAUUGUUUUGAAAUUGAAAACGGUUGAUCCGUAAUGUUUCAAAACUUUGAAAACAAUUAACCCAAAUAGUGUAAAAAAGAUUUAUAAUAAUCUUUAAAAGAAAGUUUAUCUCUCCAUCAUAAUGGAUGUUCAAAGAAACCCUCUGAAGAUUUACAUACAAGAUAUUUUCCGCGCGAAAAAUACUAUCGAAAACAAAUACAUUUAUGAACUGUUCGGAAUGAAGUUCAAAAACAUCAUGAUUCAAGGUGUUGUUACGGAUUCUUAUAACAAAACAAGUAAAUCGAUUAAUUUAGAAAUCAGUGACGCAACAGGUUCCGUUAAAGUUUAUUAUGACUGUUCCAAAAGUAAUAAUAACCUAAAAAACGAUACAAUAAAAGAUUUAAGUAUCGAAAUAUCAAAAUCGUACGCUUUUAAUAAUGAUAACUCUACAAUAUUAUCUUCUAUGUUUAAUUUGAUAUCAGAAAAGACAGAAAAUGUAUUGAAUAUCGUCAGAGGAGAUUAUAUUUGCAUAGUGGGUGACAUUUUUGUGGAUGAUGUUGGAAACAGAGUAGUCUCUGCAUUUAAUUGUAAGCACGCGUCAAUAGAAAGAGAUCUUGUAUGGAUGGAGGAACUUAGAUAUAUUUAUGACAAAUUUUACCUUUGGAACAAAAUACCAGAAGAACCAAAGCCUUUAGAAAACAGUUGAUAAGAUUGUUUAUACUAAUUAUAAACAUGCUUUGAAAUAUGUAUUAAAGCUAGAGACAUGAUCAAGAAGGGUUGAGAAAUGAGAUGAUAGAUUAACCUGGAAUCUGGACCUCACAAGAGUAGAAUAAAUGUGGCAAUAUGAUUUACUAUUUCAUAUGAUUGAAAAUAAUAGUAAUAUUUAUGUAACUAAGUGCUUGUCCAAAUUGUAAAUUGUCUGAUAACAAUCUAAUGUGUAAAAUAUGUGAUGGAAAUAUCAGAAUUUGUUCCUUAAUCUGACAGUGGUCAUUUUUAAACUAUCUGAGGAUAAGCUUCAUCCCUGAGGUGUCCGGUUCCCGAGGGAUAUGUAGCUUUUUGU